AUGCCUCAACCAAAAUCCACCACCGCUACUCUCAAUUACAACCUCGAUCACUCUCAAGGCGGCGCCGAUGCUAUUUAUGCUGGAACCGCCGGUGAGAAACGCAGGAAACAUGAUCCACGAACUGUAAAGAUCAACGACAUUCGAGGAUCGCCAGAAAAAUUCGAGAUCGAUACCCAUGGCUUCCAGCUGAUCGAGAGGGAGAGUCCGGAGAAGGUGUUUGAUGAUGAUGCGAGGAUUAAGGAUGUCUACUACCCGGAUUGUGCGCAGCUGAUUAGAGAGGCCACCGGCGCGACAAAGGUCCUUCCCAUGUCACACGUCGUCCGCCGUCAAUCAUGGCGAACGGCCUUCGACGCAGAAAAGGAACUCGACGACAUGGCUCGAUCCAAAGGUCCUGCGGCCGUGAUGUUUGCUCACGUCGACCAAUCCUACGACGGAGCCCGCCAAAGAGUAGGUGAUCUCUUUCCUGACACAGACCUCUCCACCCACAGAUGGGGCAUCAUCAACGUCUGGCGCCCCAUCGAACGACCGGUGACUCGAAGCGCUCUAGCCCUGUGCGACGCUCGCAGCGUCCCGGACAGCGACCUUUUGGAGGUCAAGAUACACUUCCCGGACACCCCCAUGGCUGGCGAAGACAACAAGGAGAAUCAAGCUCCGAAGGGGAGCAACAAGGACCCCUACGCUUACAGAAAACCUUUCGGGGCGUGGGAGGUUCGAGCGCCAAAGGUUGAGGGCGAGCAUAAGUGGUACUAUGCGUCAGAGAUGAGGCCUGACGAAGCUUUGCUUUUGAAGAUCUUUGAUUCGAAGAAGACGGGCGUGGCGAGGAGGAGUCCGCAUACGGCGUUCGUUUCGCCGGAGGAUCAUGGGCCUGAGAGGCAGAGUUUGGAGGUGAGGUCUUUUGUGCAGUGGGAGGAUCAGAGUUCGGAGUAG
Molecule: messenger RNA, 927 nt
Organism: Zasmidium cellare ATCC 36951
Lineage: Eukaryota; Fungi; Ascomycota; Dothideomycetes; Mycosphaerellales; Mycosphaerellaceae
Exons: 3
Coding region: 1-927 (308 amino acids)
Molecular function (GO): oxidoreductase activity
Source: RefSeq, a predicted model, not a curated record